Molecule: messenger RNA, 3208 nt
Organism: Electrophorus electricus (electric eel)
Lineage: Eukaryota; Metazoa; Chordata; Actinopteri; Gymnotiformes; Gymnotidae
Source: RefSeq, a predicted model, not a curated record
UGUCGACUUAUUUCCAGACCCUUAGUGCGUCCGGAACUUGAAAGCCGCUCACUAUGAGCCGCGCUCCUCCUAUGCAGCCCCAAAACUGUGGCCCAUGGGAACUAAAGGAGAGACUCGGAACUGGGGGAUUUGGGAAUGUUACCCGGUGGCAGAACAAGGACACCAGUGACCAGAUAGCUAUAAAGCAGUGCCGUCAGGAGCUGAGCUCCAAAAAUAAGGAGAGAUGGUGUUUGGAGAUCCAGAUAAUGAAGAGGUUGAAUCAUGUCAAUGUGGUGGCAGCAAGGGAGGUACCUGAGGAACUGCAGAAAUUAGCCACUAAUGACCUGCCGCUGCUGGCCAUGGAGUACUGUCAAGGGGGAGACAUCCGCAAGUAUCUCAACCUGCUGGAGAACUGCUGUGGAAUGAGAGAAGGCUCUGUUCUGAUCCUGCUGAGAGAUAUAUCCUCUGCACUCACUUACCUCCAUAAGAAGAAGAUCAUACACAGGGAUCUUAAACCAGAGAACAUUGUGCUCCAGCAGGGAGAGAAACGGUUGAUACAUAAGAUCAUUGAUUUGGGCUAUGCUAAGGAGCUGGACCAGAGCAGCCUCUGCACAUCUUUUGUAGGGACCCUGCAAUAUCUGGCUCCGGAGCUGUUGGAGCAGCAGAAGUAUACAGUGACAGUGGAUUACUGGAGUUUUGGGACCCUGGUUUUUGAGUGCAUCACCGGUUACAGACCCUUUCUCCCAACCUGGCAGCCCGUCCCAUGGCAUAGUAAGGUGAAACAGAAGAAAGAGAUGAUGAUUGUGGUCUAUGAGGAUUUGACAGGAGAAGUGCACUUCUCUCGACACUUGCCACAGCCCCACAACCUCAACAAGCUGUUAGCCAGUAAGAUGGAAUGCUGGCUGCAGCUGAUGCUGAAGUGGUCACCUCAGGAAAGAGGGAGAGACCUAAAGCACAGCUGUCAGAAGAAGAAUCUAGAUGGGACUGACUCUGAAGAGAAGAACCGAAAAUCCCAGGAAGGUGGUAGAGAUUCUCAGGGGGGAUCAAGCAGCUGCUUUGAGCAACUAGAGCGAAUCCUAGAGCUGAAGCUGGUUCAUGUGCUGAACAUGACCACGGCAGAGAUUUGUACUUACUCGGUGCAACCAGGAGAGACUGUGGCAUCUCUGCAGGAGCGAAUCCAGCAAGACACACACAUCUGCCCAGCCAAUCAGGAGCUGCUGUUGGAGGCGGGGCUUGCCCUGGAGCCCCACAAUGAUGUGAUGCAAUGUGCUGUUGAUUAUACUUUGGUUGACGGCCGUCGGGCAGAUGUGCCACUGGUCUUCCUGUUUGACCGUUCCUGCUGCAACUAUGAGCCCCAGUUCAGCCCACGUAUCCUCCCCGAAAACAUCCGAUUUGUCCAGACGGAGCCAAAGCGCAUGUUGCCAUAUAGCCCACAGAGGCGCACAUGUGGCCAAGCCUGGCACACCAUACGCACACUGAAGGAGGACUGGCUGAAGCUGCAGCAGGGCCAGAAAGCGGCCAUUAUGAGUCUGUUGAGGCAUAAUGGGUCAUUGUCCAAGCAGAAGAAUGAAAUGGUGUCUGUGCACCAGAGACUCAAAGCUACACUUGACUUCUUCACCACCAGUCUGCACAUAGACAUGGACAAAUAUCAGGAACAGAGAGCUACUGGCAUUGCUUCAGAAAAGUUACUGAGUGUCUGGCGAGAGAUGGAGCAAACUGCAUUAAACCGUGGCCAGACGGAGGAUGUGAAUAUUCUGGAAGAGGAGAUGAUGAAGCUGCAGACUGAUAUAGUGGAUCUACAAAGACAUCCAUGGAGGAGUGGCGAAGCGCUGGAGUCUCUAGAAGGGAAGGCGAUGGAGUUGUUCCGCAAGCUGAGGGAGAAGCCCAGAGAACAACGGUGUGUAGGUGAUUGUCAGGAAGUCGUGAAGCUGGUGGUCCAGGCAAUUCAGUUCUAUGAGAAAAAACUUCGCGAGUUCUACGCACACCUCAGCAAGACAGUGGUUUGCAGGCAGAGGGUGAUGGAGCUGCUGCCGCGGGUGGAGGGUGUGGUGAGCAGCAUGGCUCAAUGUGAGCAAGACCUGCUGCGUAUGCAGGAGAAGAGACAAAAGGAGCUGUGGAACCUGCUCAAAGUGGCUUGUAGCAAGGUUCGGAGUCCUGUGAGUGGAAGUCCAGAUGGAGGUCGGACCUCACCAUCUUCUGCUCCUCCACCCUCUGCAACACGACCUCCACCUCCUAACAGCCUCCCUAUUCUCCACCAAACGGAAGAGUCUUUCACAGUAAUUGAAGAAAGCAAGACUUUUGAAAACCGGCUGCAGAGUCUAGUGCAGGAGACAAUUAGGGAGGCAGAAACCAACAUGCAGAUGCUACAGGAAUGGACGUGGCUCAGUGGGGGCCAGGAUCUCUCCUGAUAUUACAACAUGCCUUUAAGACCAAGACCAUAUUUGAAUGUGUUCCAUAUUCAUUAACUGUGGAUCUCUCUUGCCUCCCAGUGGAAAAAACUGACUCACUGCAGGCAGCAUUGGAAUAGUUCUGUCCCCCUUUAUACUGUAUUUGGUAAAGUGAAUUCUAUAAAUGUGAAUAUUCUACAAUCAUGGAUACUGGAUUAAUGUAUUGAAUUUGCACAUGGGAAUGUUGAAUUUGCACAUGGGAAAAAACCUGCACAUGGGAAAAACAAUUCAUUAUAGUUUUUUAUAUCUAAGUUCACUUUUAAUCAUUUCAAACUGUCAAAUUUCAAAGGUUUGUCAUGGAUACACUUCAUUUAAAUAUGAACCAGAAGACAUUUAAUUGAUUGAAUAUUCCUCUUUAUGGUUUCCACAGCAUAGGUUUCAGUGUCUUAUCUCGUCAGCACAGUCAAGAAUAUAAACAGGUAUGAGUUUUGAAAGAAGACGAGACAACGAACCCUUUGUUGUCAUCUCCUCCCAAAACAGACAUCCAAAAUAAAGGAAUAAUAUUCUAGAUUUGGAUGAAAAUGAUAGAAACAAAACAACUUGUAUGAACAUGAGUGGAAAAGGAUAUCCUGUUUGCAGAGGGUUCUGUUCCCACUCCCAAGUCCCACUGAAAGCAUGAUCCUUAAAUGGUCUACACAAGGACAAGAUGGGAAAUGACAUUCACACCAGAAGUGUCCUUUGAUAUUACCUAACAGUAAAUGUCUUGUGAUCACACUUUUGUUUUGAAACAUUGAAAAACCAAACUGCAGGUUUAAUUCCACAGAUCGGAAAACUGUGAAAAG